Molecule: messenger RNA, 2256 nt
Organism: Penicillium malachiteum
Lineage: Eukaryota; Fungi; Ascomycota; Eurotiomycetes; Eurotiales; Aspergillaceae
Product: TPR domain protein
Exons: 3
Coding region: 1-2256 (751 amino acids)
Molecular function (GO): protein binding
Source: RefSeq, a predicted model, not a curated record
AUGGAUAUCCAUGACAUGUCUGAUAUUCCGGAGUCUUUCGCUUUGCUGCAAAAGCAUAAGGGAAUCAUCGACAAGAACCAAGAAUUGAAGGGCCAAAGGGCAACGCCCAAGAGCUCAAGAUCUGAAACUGUCACCCAGUUUAUGGCGACCCGAAAUUCGCACCUCGUGAACGAUGUCAGAGGGGUUUCAGACUCUGUGAGCGUUCAAUCUUCUUACCUUCCUCUUGCCUACCCUCCGUCCACUGCCCCUUUCAAUGAACUCAACAAGAUGAUGUUGGAAGAUCUUUCUCUUGAAACUCAUCACCGGGGACGAUAUCUUCUUUUGAGGACAGUUACCCCAGCAGACAUCAUAACUGGUGUGUCAGUGAUUGCUGAGGAUGAGGAUACAAGAGUUGCUUUGCUCGUACUCUAUAACCAGGGCGAAGAACUGUCGAAAUUAAUUGAGCUCGGUACUGUGUUGGUGGUGAAGGAGCCUUAUCUGAAGGUUUUGGCAGACGAAGAUUAUUGCAUUCACGUUGACCACAUUUCGGAUCUUAUCAUCGUUCCUGACUUCGAUGAAUGUGUGCCAUUGUGUUGGAGACCUCAAAUCACUUCCGCUGAUGAUUCGUCUGCUCUCUGGAAGGACAAAGGGAAUGAGUUCUUCGAUGCAAGCUCAUACUGGCUUGCCAUUCAGUGUUAUACCAAGGCACUAGAACGAAAUCCACCUCAAGAUCUCAUGGCCAAGAUUCUGUUGAACCGUGCUCUUUGUUGUCUCAAAACUCACCAAUUCGACGCAGCCAUCCUGGAUGCUGAUUCUGUGUUACAGAGUUCUGAACUCUCCGAAAAGGCACUUCUUCGAAAAGCUCAAGCUCUGUACUAUCUUCGGAGAUAUUCAGAAUCUUGUGAGACUCACAAGUUACUUGCUGAGAACUAUCCGGAGAACUCUUUGGCUCAACACGAAUUCCAACGUGCAUCUGCCCGCCUUGCUGAACAAGAGACUGGAAAAUACGAAUUCAAGAAAAUGAUUCUGGAAGCUCAGAAGCGUCACCCUCCACAUCUCGAGCGCGGCACUUACGUUGGUCCGGUAACAAUCAAGGCUACUGAGUCUCAUGGAAAGGGUUUAUUCACUACCGAAGCCGUGAAAGCUGGUGAUCUUUUGCUCUGCGAAAAGGCAUUUGGUCAUGCAUAUCAUGAUGAAAAGGAUCAAGGUGGACUGACAUUACUGAUGAAUUACGACAGUAACAGGAUGGCGCUUGGUUCUCAAGUAAACCUUAUUGAGACGAUCGUGAGAAAGCUUCACAAAAGCCCAUCGCUGGUAUCUGAGUACAUUGACCUUCACCAUGGGACAUACGACGCUUCCAAUAUCCGAGUCGAUGGAAACGCCGUUGUGGACACGUUCCUCGUUCAAAAGAUAAUCGACUUGAACUGUUUCGGCUGUCCCCUUCUGUCGCGUGACAGCCAUAUCAAAGUACUGUGCGACCCUCGAAUAUACGCCACAGAAAACAAGAAAUUCUACUCAACUGGAAUCUGGUGCAUGGCAUCAUACAUAAACCACUCUUGUUUGUGUAACAUUCGACGUUCAUUCAUUGGGGACAUGAUGAUCAUUCGCGCCAGCAAAGAUAUCCCGCCAGAUACUGAAAUCACCUUCUGGUACGGAUCGCCCCUUGCAAACACAAGGGGAAUACCUGCAAACUUGGAAAAAUGGGGCUUCGAGUGCGACUGCGCAUCCUGUCAAGAUAUCCGAGGUCUGAGUGAGAAUGUUGCAUCUACUCGACAGAGACUUUAUGCGGACAUAGAACAUUUGCUCAAGGCGGAUGAAAUCAAGUUGCUAACAAUUCAGAAAACAAAUAGCAAAAUUGCAAAAACCUACUCUCGGCCUCAGUCUGAAGUUCCCCGUCUUUUAGUUUGGCCAGCCUACCUGGCUCUCACUGCCAUCUGGCUCAAAUAUGACAAAUUUGAAAAGGCGAUCAAAUUUGGACUUAAGGCCCUGGCAGCGCUUGGCUUUGUGAUAGAUGGCGGUCUAAUUUCUGAUACCCAACUGGAGGUAAAGACUUGGGGAUUGAUGACUGAUGGUGUGGUUGGGUGCUGGAUGCUUCUCAGUCACGCAUACAGUCAUGUGUCGCCUCGGCUUGCGACCCAGGCCAAGGAAUAUACUAAAACCAGUUACAAGAUUUGUGUUGGAGAAGACGAGACGUUCGAUGAGACAUAUGGCAAGCACUCGCCGCGAUCUGAUGGGUUACUCUUCAAAUCCGUUCCUCGUAAGUCGACGGCAAGGUAG